AUGCCAUCCGAUUUUCUCUCCUCUCAUCUUCUUGACCCUCGAAUAUCGAAUCUCACAUCUCGAAACCACGGAUAACGUGUACCUUAACGUUGCGAGGCAAAAUAAACGUCUGUGGUUAAGCCGACUUUCGAAUAGGUGGCUGGCUGAUCGGGACCUUGCAUCUCCUCUCUUUUCUCUGUCCUCUAUUCUCUGUUCUCUGUUCUCUUCUCUCCUCUCUCUUCACUCUUCUCUCCCUCGCUUUCAUCUUCAUCUCACCCCUCGCCCCCCUCUCGUUACUCGGCUCAUUCCGACGUACGGGGUCCUCUAGCACUCCCCAUCUAGACCACUGGAGCACAUAUAUUAGCAGUUGAGCACUUGAACAGUUGGGUCUAAAGUUCCUCUAAUAUCGGCCGUCCACCACCCCGACAAGGCUCAUCCUUGCGAGUUCCAGACGGACUGAUUCAAAGUCAACACGUCUCAAGACUCGACUUGUCGCCAUGUUCUUUACCGGCACUAUACAAGAGGCCGUUGCCACAGCGCUUCGGGAAAACAAAUUCGUCGUAAACUUUGUUACCGAUGAACAAGAAGUGGGCCAGCAAUGGGAGAAUGAAUGGCUUCAUGACCCCUCUCUUGUCCCCUUCCUCCGCGAUGAAUCUGUCGUCUUACGGUUAAAGGCCGGAUCUGUUGAGGCGGGUUUCUUAGCCAAUCUCUAUCCCAUACCUAAGUUCCCGACCAUCAUCAUCAUCAAGGAUCGUGAUCUCAAGGGUUAUGUUGCCCCGGACUGCGAUAAGGAGAAGUUCCUUUUGCAUAUGACAGUGGCUUUCCAAAAACCUCCGCGAAAUCAGAAUCCGAGCCAGGCUCAAAUUACUACCACCUCGGAAGAGGCUUCGGCCGUUCCACAGCAAGCAUCAACCCCGAACCUCGCAACACAAACUCCAUCUAAUGCUCCCCAGGAGUCUCGACAAUCUCAACAGGAACCACCAACCUCAGACAUCUCCAGCUCCUCCGGGGGCCCUCCCACUCCAUCACAGGAGGAAGAGCCUGCCGCCAAUCUCCGUGCAGUCUUAGCCGAACGCCGCGCCCGUCUGGAAGCCCGGCGCCGUGAAGCAGAACGCAAAGCGAAGGAAGCCCGAGCCGCCAAAGCCGCCGCCGAGGCCACCGAUUCCUCCCCCGAAGCCGUCCAAAAGCGCCUUCGCGCCGAAGCCCUCCGCAAGGAGCGCGAGAAAGCCGCCGAGGAGCGGGCCCGCAUCCUGCGCCGCAUCCAGGACGACAAACUCGACCGCCAGGCCCGCGCUGCCGCCUCCCGCGAGCCGAAGCUCGGCGACGUGGCGGCCGCCCUCGCUACCGUCGCGUCGACCCCCUUGCGCCCAUCGACCGGCCAGGUGGCGCUGCAGGUGCGGCUAUUCGACGGCUCGUCCCUGCGGACCCGGUUCAGCGGCGCCAAGGCCACGCUCGGGAACGAUGUGCGCAAGUGGCUGGACGAGUCUCGGACGGACGACAAGGUCCCGUACGUUUUUAAGCUCGUGCGGCCGCCGCCCCAGCCCAGCCAGCGGAUCGACGAGACGGAGGAGGGCAAGACCCUUGCUGAGCUUGGGCUGGUGCCGAGCGCUACGCUGAUGUUGGCGCCCGUGAGGAAGCACGCUCAAGCGUACGAUGCCCGGCGUCGCGGUUUCUUCGGCCUCUUGUUCGCCUUGUUCGGCCAAUUUAUUGGCUUCCUGGCCUGGCUGUGGGGUCUGAUGACUGGGGUCUUCUCAGGGUCUGGUGGCGGCAGCAGUAACAGCGGCGGCAGCAGCAGCAACAACAUUAGCAGUAGCAGCAGCAGCGGCGGCAGCAACCGUGAUCACGAGAACGAGGAGAGCAGGAAGAAGCAGGCGGAAGCACAGGCGGCCCAGGUGAGGGAGCGGCGCAGUGGCCGGUUUGCGCAGUUUGCCAACCCAGAAGACCGCAGAGGGGACCAGCAAUUAUAUAACGGCAACUCGCUCAAUUUCGAACCGAGGCCCGAUGACGAACAGUGAGACCAUGGGAAAGCUAGUUCUGGGAGGCUGCCGUGGGAAUUUCUUAUGCUUGAAUAUAUUACUGUUCACUGACUGAUUUGGGCAAUAUCUUCAGACAUAUUGCAGUACUGUAGUGCCGGCAAAGUGGGGAGCGGGAAUCUUGUGUCGUGUAUUAUACACCGGGGAGAUGUGAACUAAGAACUAAUCUCGUUCCAAAUAGGCUGCCCAUCGAAAUGAAAUGCUGUAAAGGGUCUCUUUAUGUCUUCAUGGCCAUGCAGUUGCGAUCCUGGACCCCAAUAUAGGUACAAAAAAAUUCU
Messenger RNA from Sodiomyces alkalinus F11, 2290 nucleotides. RefSeq lists its product as hypothetical. The record is from RefSeq and is a predicted model, not a curated record. Lineage: Eukaryota; Fungi; Ascomycota; Sordariomycetes; Glomerellales; Plectosphaerellaceae. The transcript has 4 exons. Gene Ontology annotation, molecular function: protein binding. The coding region runs from base 477 to 1994 and encodes 505 amino acids.